AUGAAAUCACUGCUCGGUUUGCUUUUGAUUCCAUUCCUUCUUGCGGCCGAUCCGAAAUGUUCGCCUACUUACACAUACCAAGCUGAUUUGAAGAUUUGUUGGCGUUGGCUGAAAGCCUAUGCUCCAUGGAGUUGGGCAAAAGACGAUUGCAGUCAAGAGCUUUCCGGAAAUUUGCCUUCGAUUCACAGUGGAUACGAGAAUGCCCUCUAUGCACAAAUCUUUGCAAACAUAACUGGAGACACUCGAUGGUGGCUUGGAGCUCAAAAAGGUGCUGAUGGACAAUGGAAAUGGACUGACGGGACUCCAUUCGAUUUUCAACGAUUCGCGCAAACAAAUGACACUCAAAGUGAUUGUGCGUAUCUGGAUGCAAAAGAUCAACAAUGGAAGUUAGAAUUGUGUAAGCAACAGUCACAAUGGUUCUCUUUUGUCUGUGUCAAAUUGCCAAUUCCGUCCAUUUCACAGCCU
Mesorhabditis belari is the source of this 465-nucleotide messenger RNA. The record is from the annotation of a GenBank genome assembly. NCBI's taxonomy places the organism in Eukaryota, Metazoa, Nematoda, Chromadorea, Rhabditida, Rhabditidae.